This is a messenger RNA of Armigeres subalbatus, 2040 nucleotides long. RefSeq lists its product as uncharacterized. The record is from RefSeq and is a predicted model, not a curated record. Lineage: Eukaryota; Metazoa; Arthropoda; Insecta; Diptera; Culicidae. Gene Ontology annotation, molecular function: ligand-gated monoatomic ion channel activity. The coding region runs from base 97 to 2040 and encodes 647 amino acids. Gene Ontology annotation, cellular component: membrane. The transcript has 2 exons.
AAUGCCGAAACCGGCAUCAAUUGGGUGAACAAUAGUGCCAUCCAGUCACUUAUCGGAAAAAUCUUUGACCGGAUCAAUCACAUCGAUAUCGUAAUAAUGGGCGAGCAUGACUUGGUGACCCGAUUCGGAGAUCAAAUCGAUGGUCUUGUUCGCCGGCGGGAGGGAGUAUUUUUCGGCAAGUCCGUUCGAAUCUAUGGCGGCCAACUGCUUCUGUCCGAAGACUAUCCCGAGGGAUGUUUCGGCGAUACGUCGAUUCUUUCCGCGACGAUUGUAGAUCCGGCUGUUUCGGUAGACUUGGACACACUGGGCGUAAUCGAUCGCGACUAUUCGGAGAAAUCCAGUUUUAUUCAAUGGGACAGUUCGUACAGGUCGUUCGCCAAGAUCUGGGACCAAAACCAUAACGACGGAUAUGUGGUGUUUUCGAGCGGUGAUACGUUCGAAACGACGUUGAAGUGCUUGAUGGAUCCAAGGGGGACGUAUUUGGUGUCGUUAGAUGACGAGGCGGAUUUCGGUGUGGGCCGAAUGUUCAAUCUGAUGAAUUCGUUGUGGUUACACUCGGGAUCUUAUCGGUUGUUCUUUAUGAAAGAUGAACAAAUCUACACUUUUGACCCAUUUGCAAUCAAUGGGACAGGCUAUGGGGCAUUGAUUGCGGUGAAAGAGGCACAGGACAUUCCAGAGAUACCCGAAAGUAACUUCAACGGUUAUCCAUUGAGGAUUGACAUCUUCCGAUCAACGUAUUCAGAACCAGCGGCGCAAAGCGCCAAUGCAACUAAAACUGUAUUCGAGGGUGCAGACGUGGAAGUAAGCCGAGUGUUCGCUGAAGUUCUAAACUUUACAGCAAAGUACAUGCCUCCGGAUAAAGAUAAUUUUGGAGUACAGCUACCGAAUGGCAGUUUCAACGGUGUUAUCGGACGUCUAACGCGCCAUGAGAGUGACAUUACAUUCGUGGGAUACUUUAUCAAAGACUACUUCAGUCGGGAUAUCGAGUUCACCAACGGGAUCUACACCGACGAACUUUGCUGCAUUGUAAGAAAGGCCAGUCGCAUCCCGGAGUACCUGCUUCCGAUCACUAUUUUUCCAGCAGAUCUCUGGGCUCUGCUUUUCCUGAUGGGCAUUGUUUGUUCCAUAGUUUGGAUCAUUCUGCGAGCUGUUAUUCAGCUGAGUGUGCCAUCUCGAACUGGAUGGGUUCAGAAACGACGUUUUGCCUAUCUGUUCAACCUGUCCAAUGAAAUCAAGAAUGCUCCCUUGUAUCGAAAGAUGGUUCAAAUUUGCGUUGAUACUUAUCUGUUACUGUUAAGUGCUCCCUACAUGCGAUUCACACGAUCAGGCAUCGAACGCCUGAUGCUCUUCGGAAUCAUGAUGGUCAGCUUGGUCUUCGUUUCCAUGUUUCAAUCGAGCUUGUCGUCCGUAUUUUUGAACCCCGUCUACUACAAAGACAUCGACAGUCUUCAAGGGUUGGACGAAUCCGGAAUAACCAUACCCGUCAAAUACAAAGGAUACAUGGAUGAUGUUUUCCCGGCUAACUAUAGUCCGACGAUGGAUUCGCUGCGAAACAAGAUGGUGCUGGAUGGUGGCAAAGAAUCAAUGCUGGCUAAGGUGGCCCGUCUGGGGACGAUCACCACAAUUACGCGUAAGACGACCCUAUCCUUAGACAAUGCCGUGUACAUCUCCACAAAGCAACUGUUCAUGAUACCCGAAUGUCCACGAUCGUACAACUUGGCCUACGUGGUGCCGCGCCACUCGGUGUUGCUGGAGAAGGUCAACAUCGUGCUGUCGUGGAUGCUGAACGGUGGGUUGAUCAACCAUUGGAUCAACGUGAUGAACUUCAAUGUGUCGAUCAAAGAUUGGGAGCAGAUUAGGCAAACAGAGGCGUCGAAUUUCAAGGUCUUGACGCUGAUUGAUAUGCAGUUUCCGUUCUAUCUGUUAGUGAUUGGAUUGAUUCUGAGUACAGUAGUUUUUAUUGGUGAACUCAUGCAUUUCAGAUUUGCGAAAGCGAAAAUAACGGGCAAUGAGAAAUAUCUGAGUCAGAACCGCGAGUAG